This is a messenger RNA of Pygoscelis adeliae (Adelie penguin), 859 nucleotides long. RefSeq names its product vesicle transport through interaction with t-SNAREs 1B (gene VTI1B). Gene Ontology annotation, biological process: intracellular protein transport; vesicle fusion with Golgi apparatus; regulation of protein localization to plasma membrane. The record is from RefSeq and is a predicted model, not a curated record. The transcript has 6 exons. The coding region runs from base 1 to 591 and encodes 196 amino acids. Lineage: Eukaryota; Metazoa; Chordata; Aves; Sphenisciformes; Spheniscidae. Gene Ontology annotation, cellular component: SNARE complex; Golgi apparatus; late endosome membrane. Gene Ontology annotation, molecular function: SNAP receptor activity; SNARE binding.
AUGGCCCAGGAGAAGAAAAAGCUAGUUCGAGAAUUUGAUGAGAAACAGCGUGAAGCAAAUGAAACGCUACGGGAAAUGGAGGAAGAACUGAAGUAUGCUCCCCUGCCUUUCCGCAACCAAAUGAUGAGCAAAAUCCGGGCGUACAGAAGAGACCUCUCCAUGUUCCAGAGAGAGAUGAGAAGCACAGAUUUGGGAUUGGGCCCUGGAAGUCAAGGCGAUAUAAAAUACGGAAUCUUCUCCACAGAAAAUGAACAGAGUACUAACCUGCAGUCACAGAGGGUGCUGCUUCUCCAGGGAACGGACAGCCUGAACCGAGCCAGUCAGAGCAUUGAGCGCUCGCAUCGAAUUGCCGCUGAAACAGAUCAGAUUGGCACCGAUAUAAUUGAAGAACUCGGGGAGCAGCGGGAGCAACUGGAACGCACCAAGAGCAGAUUGGUGAAUACAAGUGAAAACUUGAGCAAGAGUCGCAAGAUUCUACGUUCCAUGUCCAGGAGAGUAACCACUAAUAAGUUGUUGCUGUCAAUUAUCAUCAUCCUGGAACUAGCUAUCCUAGGAGGUGUGGUCUACUACAAGUUCUUUCGCAGCAGAUGAAUCUUCAUGAGUGAGAUGAGCUUUUUCCGUGGUUGAGGAACCGGAUGGGAUGUCUGUUCCCUUUGAAUGUCUGAGGAUUGAACUGUCUCAUGAGACAGCGGGUUCCGCUGAAACUGUACUGAACUAGAAAGACAGAGAAUGGGAGUAAAAGGCAAAUGCAGAGACAGACUUGAACUACUGGUAAGAUUAAUAAGAAGGUAAUAAAUAUUUUAUUGUCUCAAUUUGUAUAUACGUAACUAAAUGAAUAAAUCUUGGUAUGUAAUAAAGU